UGGCUCACUUAUCUCUUACAAGGCGUGUGAGGACCGACCUUUACAUUCUCCCAUUGCACGGGAUAAGACACGCGGAUCAUGGCUUUCCAAAAAAGGGCUUUCAUCUUCGCGGCACUUUGCGCAUUCCUCGCGACGUGGCAAGUGUGGGCGCAUGUUGCUGUUGAUAUGGAUGCCGUGGUGAAGGUGGACAGUGGGAGCAGAGCUGAAAUCCCUUGCCGCUGUGUUUUUAGCGACCAGCCCAGUGUGGUGAUAGUGCAGUGGUUUUUUGUGAAGGGAAACACUGGGCGCAGGCAGCGCAUCCACUACAGCAACGGAACAGCUGAGAUUGUGGACAGCGACACAGACUUUGAGGGCCGGAUCAACGUCAGCCGGUCCAAGGCCAGUGGCUCAGAACACGGAGAAGACAUCUCGCUGGUUGUGAGGGAUAUACAGCUGGCCGAUAUGGGGGGCUACAUCUGCCAGGUCAACGCCAUGUCUGAGGGCAACAAGGAGGGCACAACCCAGCUAAGGGUUUUUGUGCCUCCGGACAGUAUCCACAUUCACGGAGUGCACUCCGGUAUCUCUGUCACCAGUGCGGAGCCCUCCAAGAUUGCGGAAUGUGAGGUUCGGAAUAGCUACCCCAAACCCAACAUUACCUGGUACCGUGACGUCACUCCUCUCCGGAACGUUGAAGACCGGGUCACCAUAAGCGACCUUGAGACACAGGAAUCCAGUGGCCUUUUCACCGUGCAAAGUGAGCUGCAGCUAACAGUGAACAAAGAGGACAAGGACGUCUUCUUCUACUGCGAGGUCAAUUACCAUGUUUCCAGUGGGGCGAGCAUGAAGGAGUCGAAGCACAUCAACAUUACUGUGUACUAUCCGCCGACAACCGUGACGCUCAAGCAGAUCUCUCCAGACAUCGGGACAAAGGAAGGGGACACAGUGAAGAUCCAGUGCGACUCUGAUGGGUUUCCGCCACCAGAACUCAGCUUCAAGCGAGGAGAGAAAGAGUUAGGCUCAUCUAUGGGCCUGCUGGUCUUACACAAUGUGACCCGAGCAGACAGCGGAGAAUACAAGUGUGCUGCCCUGGAUUAUGACACUUUUCUGGAGACAGUGGGGACAAUUAAUAUUGAAGUACACCAUCUGGACCAUGCUGUGAUGCGGCCCAAAGAAAAGGUUGUUGUACAGGGCGAGGACACAAUGGCCACAUGCAAUGCCCAAGCCUCCCUGCCCACCCGCACUGUGUGGUUCAAGAAUGGCGUUUUUGUCAGUGAGGGGCACACACUGGUCCUGGAGAACGUCACGUUCAAGAGUGCCGGGGAGUACAUCUGUGAGGUCUCAGUGCCCACUCUCUCUGAACUGCAGGUCAAUGGUUCCACCCUCAUCAUUGUGGAGGGAGCCCCGGAGAUCAGAGACCCUGAAGCCAUCGUCAUGGAGGAGAGCUUGAAGAAGUCUGUGAACCUGAGCUGUGAGGCGUGGGGGUACCCCAAACCCACCAUCACCUGGACCCACGACGGUGGCCAGAACUGGCAUGAGUCAAACAGAGACACUCCAAAUGGCGCUCAGAGUGUGGUGACCUUCACAGUGACCUCUGACCUCACAGCCUCCUGCAAUGCAACCAAUGACAUCGGCACAAUCUCUAAAUCAUUUAACAUCAAAGCCAUUCCCCUGACCACCUCAAGCACCAAAGCAGUAACCAUAUCCCCGGUUCCGAAGAAGGGUAAAAAAGAGGGCAGUGGCGUGAUCAUUGCAGUCAUCAUCAUUUGCAUCCUCCUGCUGGCCAUCCUGGGCAGUGUGAUGUACUUCCUGUACAAGAAGGGCAAGCUCCCCUGUGGGCGCUCGGGCAAACAGAACAUUACUUCAGAGAAGUCCAGUAAAGAUGACAUCAUUACAGAGAUGAAGAGUGAGAAAAGUGAGGAAGCUGUGCUUCUACAGGGCGUCAACGGGGAGAAGAAGUCCCUGAAUGACCAGUAAAGGGUGAGCAGUACAUGGAUGUGGAGAAGUAAGGAAGAUGAGGGGAGGCGUCUUCUGAUCCGGUCCCCUGGCAGGAGGAAGAGCUUCCCUGGAUACUCCCGCUAGGCACACCUAAUGCUUCUGUAUUUCUCUGGAGGUGUGGCAGUGUAGCUGUAAACACAAACUCAAUGAAUACUCCACUGCAGGACUCAAGCAACAUUAGAUGUCUAAGAUUCCUUUUCAUCAUUUACCCUGAAUGCCAUAUCGGGCAUUAUAUGAUAAUGGUGGUCUGCCAAUAUCUGUAAAUAUUAUAUAUUAUUAUAUAUUAUACAUAUUUACAGAUAAUUUACAGAUAUAGUAUAUAUAUAUUUAGUUAUUUAAAAUAACCCAACAAAAAAACCCUUUAAAAACACAAAUGCUUUAUCCAUCACCACUGAGUUUCUAUAGCUUUUCUGUUUUUAAGAUUGAAGUAUUGAACUCCCGAGUGAGAGGUUUGGGUAGGUGUGAGGAAUGCAAGAGGUAUGUGGCAGGUGUGUGUGAGAUGCAUGAGAGACGUGUGAGGCAUGUAAAAGGCGUGUGAGGUGUAUGUGAUGCGUGUGUGAGGCAUGUAAAAGGCGUGUGAGGUGUAUGUGAUGCGUGUGUGAGGCAUGUAAAAGGCGUGUGAGGUGUAUGUGAUGCCUGUGUGAGGUAUGUACACGGCGUGUGAGGUGUGUGUGUGACUCGUGUGGGGCAUGUAAAAGGUGUGUGUGAUACGUGUGUGAGGUAUGUACACAGCGUGUGGUGUGUGUGACGCAUGUGAGACUGCACUCCUGCAUGCUCUUCAGGUCUAUACACUGAACCCCAGAGAGGCCUACCAAACAGGCUCCUCAGCACUGCACAUCACAGACUCACAGCUGUUACAUUUUACACAUGGUCUAUUAUACUGGUGUCUGGCUGCGACAAUGCAUCUCUGGAGCACCGGAGAUGACAGAAACGAUGUUUGAAAGUUGAAGGUUUUCUUGGCAGGAAAGUAUCAGCAUACUGUAGGACACUAGCUUUGCUUAGUAUUAUCUCUGUUGUGAAUGAUCACAGUAUAUCUGCAUUUGCCUAUCAUUCAUUUUCAUAUGCAAAUUGCAUUCUGGUUGACUGCAGACAGGCAAUGAGUGGCUCGGCAAGGGUCAGAUGUUUGCUGUUCAGGUCUUAGGCUUUUUCUGGAAAGUUCACUCACAGAAAGUGAUUCUAGAAUUUGAUUUGUACAUUGUUAAGCAGGUUCAUUUUGUUGGAAUGCCUUGUACCUGCAGCUGCAGGGAGGACCAUUACAAUUAUUUCAGUUAAAACAAAAUGGCUUCUGUUUAGCAGCCAUGAAGAUGGUUGCAUCACACUGUGCUUUUAAAGCAAAGGGACCCUGGAAUGCAGGGGAGGUUGCGUGUGGUAAUGGCGAUUAUGGGGGGGGGGGGGCAGUCUGCUCUUGGGGAGUUGUGGCCAGCACGGCGGCUGGGUGGCGAUGGUCAGGGUUCAUGGUUGUGCGCUGUGGAGUCUCUCUCCCAUCUUCCCAUGAAUUCUCAUGAUGUGACUGCCGAUGAACCCCAAGAGGACGGUCAGAGGGCCGAGUCGUCUAAACUAACAGUAAGUCAAUGAAGAGCUUAUGUUCCCAGCUCCUCCAAGGACCAACAAACACCCUCCCUCCACUGUCCCUCCAGGGCCAGGGCCACAAUCCUCCACUGCGGUCUGAGAUUUGUGCGGGGUCUGUGCGGCUGAAACAGCGGCAGAGUGCUGCUCAAUUCAAACAGUUCUCCUACAUAAACUACUGACGAGGUCUCCCACUGUGUGUAAAUAUCUGCAGGGUAGAUGAUCACUGGACAACUGGAUUCCAGUGCAAGGCGACGGCUUUAGCCUACCGUUGUGAAAUAGCCAUAUUACACAAAAAGCACAAAGCAUGGGGAAUUUUGCUUGUGCAUUGUUUUUGUUUUUUUUUUCCUCAUGAAAAAGUGAGACGCACUGAAAUAUGUUUGGAUUGUGUAUAUUAAGCCUGUUUUAUGAACUUUGUUUGGCAUUACUGCAGUGUGGUUGUCUUUUAUUGAUGCGAUGUUCUGAGAUACUGUACGGUAGCUAAUAUCACCAAACAUCACACGAUCUUUAUCGAAAAUACUAGGUCUUAUUUGGAAUAUAGAGCUUACUAAAACUCAACCAGUCACAACAGUUAAGUCAGCCUUUGCUUAUUAACUUAUUAACGGAUGUUUGUUGAACUGCUUUCUAUCAAACGAUUCUGAAGUGCAAAUACAUCAGAUUAUACAGUACUUAAGAAUCUGAAGUUCAUAAUAUUACAGAUAUUAGUCAUCUUGCAGAUAGAAGGGAUCAUUUGCACCAUGUUUUAUUUUGCUUGCUUUUACAAUUGCAACAAGAUCAUUAUUUUUUUUUAUUUUUGCUUUUUCAGAUCAGUUGUUGGACAUAUUCAUGGUCUCAAAGUAUAUUUGAGUACACAGUAUAUUUCUUAUUCAGGAGACCAAUGGCAAACAUGAUUCUCUAAUUAUUUAUUAGAUGUUACCACCAUUGGAAGAAAAGACACUCACAGUUGUGGAUGGAAAGUUACAGGAGUUAGAAAUUCCUGUUGAUUUUAAGUGUUAUAAUCCUGUAUAGAUCCCCUCCGGUUUUCUACAGCUAGAGCCCAUCAGCCUCCUCCUGCUGCCCAUAUUCAGUAACGCUUCCCCCCUGUAGGUCAGGUCUGAAAAUGCACCUGUGUAUGUGGGAAUGUGGUCACAAUUAUUGUUUCUAAUGUUUUUGAUUAAGCGUGUAAAUUAAAUACUUGUAAACCGAUGCUUGCAUUUUGUUUUUACAAUUCUUUUUGAAGUAAACAAUGCCAAAUAAAAAUGACUAUUCAAUUCAA
Molecule: messenger RNA, 4795 nt
Organism: Conger conger (European conger)
Lineage: Eukaryota; Metazoa; Chordata; Actinopteri; Anguilliformes; Congridae
Gene: mcamb
Product: melanoma cell adhesion molecule b
Exons: 17
Coding region: 79-1953 (624 amino acids)
Source: RefSeq, a predicted model, not a curated record